AUGAUGAUGUGCUUUACGAAGCAGAGAGAAUCCAAAGAUAAUCCGAGGGGGCCGGGCCGCAUGGAAGCAGACCAUCAUGGCUCUGAGCCCGAGCCCCGAAAACCGGCACUAAAAACGCAUAUGCACGGUCCCAACGCCAAAUAUCUAUACGUACUGCAACAAAGGACACCCCAGCUCCAUUCCAAUACUAAACAUGAGGCCAACAAUGCACCAGGAGCACCGAAACUGACGCACCCAGCCUACCUGCCUCCACCAGCUGAGACACCAGCAGCAGAUAAGCAUGAUCCACACACCCAAAAAGAAAUGCGCACUAGAGGCAUGGAGGGCAAUGCGGGCUCUGGGCACGGCCCCGCUUCCCCCCUUGGCCGGUGGGGGUAA
Messenger RNA from Pelobates cultripes (western spadefoot toad), 378 nucleotides. The record is from the annotation of a GenBank genome assembly. Lineage: Eukaryota; Metazoa; Chordata; Amphibia; Anura; Pelobatidae.